CUUUCCCUCUCUGAGGGUGGAGUGGUUGGUGCUUCAGGGUGGCCUGGCAAUAGGGGGGGCGCAAGCGGCAGAGAGAUGGGGGGCGGAGGAGUGUUCCGUUUCUCCUCCAUGGCCUCCUCUCCUCGGCUUCUCGUCCUGCUCCUCGCGUGGCUGUGUUGCGCGGCGGCGGAGGCGGCGGACACGAUUCAGCAGGGGAAGUCGCUGUCGGCGGCGGAGACGCUGGUGUCCACGCCGGAGGGGGUGUUCGAGGUGGGCUUCUUCCCGCCGGACCCCAAGCAGCCCUCCCGGCUCUACCUCGGCAUCUGGUACCGCGGCAUCGUGCCGAGGACCGUCGUCUGGGUCGCCAACCGCGCCGCGCCCGCCACCUCGGCGGCGCCGUCGCUCACGCUCACGGAAACCGGCGAGCUCCAGGUCCUCGACGGCACUGCGGCCAAUGGGACGGCCGCGCCGUCGCUGCUCUGGUCCUCCAACACCUCGCGGGCCGCGCCGCGCGGGGGCUACUACGCGUCUAUCCAGGACUCCGGCAGCCUCCAGGUCCGCAGCGACGACGGGACGCUGUCGUGGGACAGCUUCUGGCACCCGACGGACACCAUCCUGUCCGGGAUGCAAAUCGCCGUGCGGGCGCCGGGGCCGCCCGGGAGGGGGGGCACCAAUGAGCGGAUGCUGUUCACGUCGUGGGCCAGCGAGACGGACCCGGCGCCGGGGCGCUACGCGCUCGGGCUCGACCCGGCAGGUUCCGGCCAGGCAUACAUCUGGAGAGACGGCAAUGACAUCUAUUGGAGAUCAGGGCAAUGGACUGGGGUGAAUUUUAUUGGCAUUCCAUGGAGGCCACUCUACCUGAGUGGGUUCUCAAUGUCAAAUGAUCGAGACUUAGGACUACACUACACAUACACUGCAACAAACACAUCUCUGCAGAGGUUUGUUCUUCAGCCAAAUGGUACAGACAUCUGCUACAUGGUUAAGAAGUCAUCACAAGAGUGGGAGACUGUCUGGUUCCAACCAUCAAAUGAGUGUGAAUACUAUGCUGCAUGUGGUCCAAAUGCGAAAUGUACCGUGGGGCAAGAUGGCAAGGCAAAAUGCACCUGCCUGAAAGGUUUUCAGCCGAAGUUGUGGGACCAGUGGAAUGCAGGAAACUGGAGUGAAGGCUGCACCAGGAACCCACCUCUCGGUUGCCAGGUCAACCAACCUGGGGAUGGAUUUCUUCCUAUUGGAAAUAUAAAGUGGCCUGAUUUCUCAUAUUGGAUGUCUACAGUGGCGGAUGAGACAGGGUGCAAAAAUGCCUGCUUGAAUAACUGCUCAUGUGGCGCCUAUGUUCACACAACUACAACUGGGUGUCUAGUCUGGGGUGACAAACUAAUUGACAUCCAUGAGUUGCCGACUGGGGCAUAUACCCUAAACCUGAAACUUCCUGCUUCUGAGUUACCAGGAGUACAUCACACAGUUUGGAGAAUAGCCACGAUAGUAUCUGCUGUGGUUCUUUUUGUUUUGUUAGCUUGCCUUGUUCUGUGGUGGAGGCGUGGCAGAAAUAUUAAAGAUGCAGUGCAUAGAAGUUGGAGGUCAAGGCAGUCAUCUACCUGGUCCCAGCAGAAUAGUGCUAUGCUGGAUAUUUCUCAGUCUAUUCGUUUUGAUGAUGAAGUGGAGGAUGGAAAAAGCCAUGAACUCAAAGUAUACUCCCUGGACCGUCUAAAAGCUGCUACAUGUAAUUUUAAUGACUCCAACAAGCUUGGAGAAGGAGGAUUUGGUCCUGUCUAUAUGGGAACAUUGCCUGGGGGAGAAGAAGUAGCUGUGAAGAGGCUUUGUAGGAAUUCAGGUCAAGGCCUUGAAGAAUUCAAGAAUGAGGUCAUACUUAUUGCAAAGUUGCAGCACCGCAAUCUUGUAAGACUACUAGGAUGCUGCUUACAGAGAGAGGAGAAGAUCUUGGUGUAUGAGUACAUGCCUAACAAGAGUCUAGAUGCAUUCCUGUUCAAUCCUGAAAAGCAAGGGCUUCUAGACUGGAGCAAACGGUUUGAUAUAAUUGAAGGCAUCGCUAGAGGGCUGCUAUAUCUCCACCGGGACUCAAGGCUACGUAUUGUCCACCGUGAUCUCAAGGCCAGCAACAUCCUCCUGGACGCAGAUAUGAACCCCAAGAUAUCUGAUUUUGGGAUGGCGAGGAUGUUUGGCGGUGACCAGAACCAGUUCAAUACGAAUCGUGUCGUCGGCACAUUUGGCUACAUGUCUCCUGAAUACGCGAUGGAAGGCAUUUUCUCGGUGAAGUCUGACGUCUACAGCUUUGGAGUCCUGAUCUUGGAGAUCAUCACAGGAAAGAGGGCUGUGAGCUUCCACUACCAUCAGGACUCCCUGAACAUCGCGGGAUAUGCAUGGCGACAGUGGAACGAAGACAAGGCUACGGAGCUGAUCGAUCCGCUGAUACGAGCAUCGUGCUCAGUCCGGCAGGUCCUGAGAUGCAUCCACAUCGCGCUGCUGUGCGUGCAGGACCACGCCGACGAGCGCCCCGACAUCCCCACCGUAAUUAUCAUGCUGAGCAGCGACAGCUUGAGCCUCCCCAACCCGAGGCCGCCCACCCUGAUGCUCCGCGGCCGCGAGCUCGAGUCGAGCAAGUCGAGCGAGAACGAACGGAGCCACUCCAUUGGCACCGUGUCGAUGACGCAGCUGCAUGGGAGAUAGAAUAGCAGGAGCAAGAACUGAAACCAUGACACCUCUAUUUUUCUUUUUUUUUGGCCUUUCUGAUUGUUGAUAGUAUAUGCUGUUUGGUGUAGAUUAGCUUUUAUUUCUCCCUUUUUUUACGGUGGCGGAGGUGGAUUUAUAUGAAAAAUUGUAUUUACAUGACACGUAAAGUGGCAUUGGUGUGUCAUUGAGACCUGCGAAAUUGAAUCAAUGUACUGCUGAUUGCUGCUAUUUAAAUCAAA
Panicum hallii is the source of this 2906-nucleotide messenger RNA. Its product is annotated as G-type lectin S-receptor-like serine/threonine-protein kinase B120. Gene Ontology annotation, molecular function: protein serine/threonine kinase activity; ATP binding. Gene Ontology annotation, biological process: recognition of pollen; protein phosphorylation. Lineage: Eukaryota; Viridiplantae; Streptophyta; Magnoliopsida; Poales; Poaceae. The transcript is spliced from 9 exons. Bases 76 to 2664 code for a protein of 862 amino acids. The record is from RefSeq and is a predicted model, not a curated record.